UAACGUCAAUGUAAAACACACGCUUCUAAGUACGAAAGUGUGGGCCCACGCGUUUUUGUAAAUGGGCCCACUCAGUCGCCCACACCACAAAACAACCUUCUCUCCGCUGCCGGAGCCCAAUUUUCGAUCCUUUUACGGCCUUCUUUCUUUCUUCUUCUAUUCUCUGUUAAUAGUCUUUUUCACCCUCACAAAUCUCAGCAACAAAAACAACAUAUGUAACUGUAGCAGAUUGUGUCCACUCACACAAUCUGCCAAAAGUUUUGGCAAACCCCAAGUAUGAUCAGUAAAGGUUUUUUGGACUCUACUCAUUCAUUUCUCUUAGCUACUAGUAUUAUUAUUAUUUUUGUAGACCAUACUUAUCCUCUCUCUACUAUAUAUAUAUAGAGAGAGAGCCUGACUGAACUUGCCAUUCGCUACUAGUUCCAGUAUUCCAUGUUAUCAUCUUUCUCUUUUGGUAUCGCCUCCACCUCCCCGACGUAGCAUCUGCUUGUAGAUUAAGCGUGGAAUUGCAGCUUAAUUUUUUCUUUUAUCAACUUUUGAUAAUGAUGAAGCGGCAAUCACAAGAUGAUCCCAGACCUAGAUUGGAUGGUGCUUCUUCCGAUGAUAAACGACGCCGAAGAGUUCCUUCUCUCAGAAGUGUGAUUAUGGAAGUAGUGAAUAUGCGUAGAGUGCAACAUUUUAUGGAGCCAGUUUUGGAGCCACUGAUUCGUCGAGUGGUAAAAGAGGAAGUUGAAUUGGCGCUCAGGAAGUAUAUGACCUCCAUGAAACGGAAUUGCGGGAAAGAUGUAUAUGCUUGUGAACUUAGAAGCCUGAAACUGAAGUUUCUAGAUCUCAUUUCUCCCCCGGUAUUUACUGGAACUCGCAUAGAAGGAGAGGAAUCUAGUUUGAAAAUAGCGCUGGUUGAUGUUCUUACCGGGAAAGUUAUCUGUAGUGGUCCUGAAUCCUGUGCAAAAGUUGAAAUAGUAGUACUUGAGGGAGAUUUUGACAGUGAUGAUGGGGACAACUGGACUUCAGAAGAAUUUAAGAGUAACAUUGUCAGAGAAAGGGAAGGGAAAAAACCUCUCCUUACUGGGGAUGCAUUUUUGUAUCUUAAGGAGGGCAUUGGAUGGGUGAGUGAUAUUUCAUUUACAGAUAACUCAAGUUGGACAAGAAGUCGUAAAUUCAGGCUGGGUGCCAGGGUUGUUGAUAGCUUUGAAGGGAUCAGUGUACGAGAGGCAAAGACAGAAUCCUUCAUUGUUAGGGAUCACCGGGGAGAGCUGUACAAGAAGCAUCAUCCCCCAUCUCUUUCGGACGAGGUAUGGAGGCUGGAAAAGAUUGGCAAAGAUGGAGCUUUCCACCGACGUUUGAGCAAGGAAAGAGUCCACACUGUGAAAGAUUUUCUGACUCUACUCUAUCUAGAUCCUACAAGGCUUCGGAAUGUUCUUGGGACUGGUAUGUCCACCAAAAUGUGGGAAGUCACGGUAGAACAUGCUCGAACAUGCGUACUUGACAAGAAAGUGUACUUGUACUAUCCAUCUGUAUCCGUUCCAAAAUCUGGUGUUGUUUUUAACAUUGUUGGACAAGUGAUGGGGCUUCUUCCGGACUGUCAGUUUGUUUCUGUUGAUAAAUUGUCUGAAACUCAGAAGGAUGAUUCUCGUAAUUUGGUGAUUUGUGCAUUCAGGCACUGGGAAGAAGUAAUCUCUUUUGAGGAUGAGUCCUCUCUUAUGGAUUGGGUUAUGCAAAUUUCAGCUGUUCAGUUCUCCUCAAGCUCACCCCUGGUGGGUAAUUCUGAUGCAAGCGACAAUGUUUUAACUUCCCAGAAGGUUAGCAGAAGCGAGUAUCAGCAACUAAGUGCGUCAACCCCUGACAUCAUGCCAUCUUUCUGUUCAAUUGCUGGUUUCAGCAGCUUGGAUGACUAUGUCUUGCAUGGUAUAGACAACAUGGAUGUUAGGUUUGACCAACCAUUAAAUUUCCCAGGGCAAGACACCAACACCUUGAUGGCUGAUACUGAUUCUAUAACUCCCCCAUCAUUUUGUGAUGAUGAUCUGCCUUUCUUUGACACCAACUAUUCCCUUCCCAGUCCAGGCUUUGCUCCAUCACCUGAUCUACAGUGUGCUGUCAACAGCUUUCUUGCUCAUAGUAGUGCAAUUGUUCCCCUGGAUAAAGCUCAACGGAGAUGGAAGAUGCUAUUUAGUGUUCUCAGAUGGUUCUCUGUUAGGAGGAUCGUCAACAGACGAACCAUCAUAUCUUGAAGAGUGAUGUUCUCUCUAUGCAGAGGAAAAAGGAUCUGUAGGAAAUUGCUGCCCGAUGCAAAAUUGUGUGCAGUAGUAGUCGGUAGAAUUUCUGUUGAUAUAUGUAAAAUUGGUCAGUUAGCGCCAAUGAUGCUUUUCAGAUUCAAUUCACUCUCCCUUUUCUUUUUCAUUUUUUAGAUUUUUGAAUCAAAAUUUGAGUCUUGUGAAUGUUAUAGUCCUUGGUGCCAAUCUGAUGAGAGGUUUGUACAUAUUAGGUCGAUAUGUGUAGCCGCAGCAACAACCUUUGCUGCAUUAUUUAGUGUGUUCAUGUGCAGAUUUCCAAUUAAUCUCGUGUUAAAUUUCGAA
This is a messenger RNA of Capsicum annuum, 2576 nucleotides long. Its product is annotated as calmodulin-binding protein 60 A. Bases 543 to 2231 code for a protein of 562 amino acids. Gene Ontology annotation, molecular function: DNA-binding transcription factor activity; sequence-specific DNA binding; calmodulin binding. The transcript has 7 exons. Lineage: Eukaryota; Viridiplantae; Streptophyta; Magnoliopsida; Solanales; Solanaceae. The record is from RefSeq and is a predicted model, not a curated record. Gene Ontology annotation, cellular component: nucleus. Gene Ontology annotation, biological process: regulation of salicylic acid biosynthetic process.